UAUGUGUGAAAUCUCUUCGGCGCUCAAUUUCAAAUGGAUUCCGUUUCACGCAUGCGCCUUUCGUUCGACUGCGCAAAGCUGCCAACUGCCAACGCACAGCGAGUUGCGCUUCUGCUUAUUAUAUAUACAUGCGUAUAUGUAUAGAUGACAAUGGACUCCGCCACGGUCAUUUGAUCGUUUCCUGUUAGCGUUAGGUUCUUAUAAUUGUUUUUUUUUUUGUUCACUUUUUGUUUAAGUGCGAGCAAAUUUUUAUUCGUCGUUAUUACGUGUUUGUUAGACGUGAAAGCUAAUAGCGUUAAGCUAAGCACACUGCCUAUUAUUUUAGAAUUAAUGAUGAAAAACGCAAAGGCCAAAAAUUCAAGAACAUGCUCGGGACCUUUUAGCGAUCAAAGUGGGUUCUUUGACGUUGUCGUUCGACCGAUGCUACAACAGGGGCACGAGGGAGAAUUAUGCAGCUGGUUGAAAGAAAUGAGUUUGAUUCGUACAGCCUGUAACUGUCCUCAUUCGGAUUGUAAAGGGCGUAGUUUAAUAUGGAGUCCUGCAAGAAUCGUAGACAAAUAUAUUUGGUCUUGUCCUGACUGUAUGAGAAAGCAGUCCAUCAGAGAAAAGUCUUUCUUUUUCGGAAUAAAAUGUGAUCUGAAAAUGUGCCUUCAACUGAUAUUAGGAUGGUGUCAACAAAUUCCUUGUGAAGCUACUGCUACUUAUUUAGAUGUAAAGAAACACGUUAUUAGAAAGAUAUAUGAGCGGUGCGACGAGGUUUCCGCAAUCUAUGUUAGAAAACAUCCAGAGGAUUGGUUAUUAGGUGACAAAGGUGCAAUAUUAAUUGUGGAUGAAUUUCCUGGUGGUUAUAUGACGGAGCAUCAGCCAGAUGUAAACUCUGCCAAAAAACGUAAUAAUAAUUCACAUACAAUAAUAUGCGUUGCAGAAACAAAUACUAUACCACCUCGCAUAUGGUUACAUAUGAUUGAAGCUAUGCCAGAGCCACAAAAAAUUGACAAGUUACAACCAGGAGUGGACAAGAGUAACAUGGUAAAAGAAGCUUUGAAAGAGAUUACGAGGCACACAGUACCAGGAAGUUAUAUAGUAGCAAAUGAUCGUGCUCGCUGUUGCAGUUAUGAAUCUUUACAGAGUCUAAGACAAUACAAAAUUAUCAGUGUUGAACAGCUGCAGAAAUUUGAUCCACCUGGUAAAAGUAAACUUCUUGACAAUCUCGAAACAAUUUGGCAAAGUGCCGUCGAAGUUUGUGAGGAAGUUCAAGAAGCUACGCAUACAUCAGGCCAACAUAUCAUUGCUAGGCAUUUAUGGAGACAAAAAUUUGGUACAUCACCUUCUACCGCGUUUCAAGAUAUGCUGAAUCACAUUGCGGAAUAUUAUCGAUUUUUUUAAGGUCAGGCACAAAUAUCGAAAUCUCUUUCGCAUCAUUGCGUUACAGUUGCUAUCAUAUACGACACGGUUAUUUUUCAAAAUAAUGUUAUAUUUCUUUAUAAACGUAUAUAAAAUAGAUAUCGGAAAAUCAAUUUAAAUAUUUUAGAUUAUAUACACGUUUUACAAGUUGCCUUAUUAAAUCAAAUAUCCAUUAAUGAUAUAUAUAUGUAUAUUUUGCUGUCCACAAAUAAAAAGUGAGUAUAGGAAUAAGUGUGAGUAUGGAGUAUAAUAUAUUCCACAAAACUUACUUUUUAUUUGUGAAUAGUAAAAUAUAAAUUAUAAAUGAUUAUAUUGUUAAGUCUUCCAAGUAUUAAUAAGCAUUUUACUCAUUACGUAAAAUAAGCACUGAUAAUAAUUGUUGACAUAUUAAGAUUAUAUAAUAAAAAGAUAGAUUUUUGAAUAUGCUAAGAAAGUAAAAUAUGAAAUAAUACAAUUCGUGACAAGUUAUAUCUAAUGUUUUUAUCUUUGUGCUAAUAUUGGCAGAAACUAAUAUUAAAAGACUGACGUUGACUCUACCAUAGAAUAUUAAAAUAAUUUUGAGCCCAAUAAUGUAGCAAUACUAGCGUAAAUAUGAAAUUAUAAUAACAUGUAUCCAUAAUUUGUUUUCUAAUUGAAGAGAUAUUAAGUAUUUUAAUCUUAGG
This is a messenger RNA of Temnothorax curvispinosus, 2066 nucleotides long. RefSeq lists its product as uncharacterized. Bases 331 to 1386 code for a protein of 351 amino acids. The transcript is spliced from 5 exons. NCBI's taxonomy places the organism in Eukaryota, Metazoa, Arthropoda, Insecta, Hymenoptera, Formicidae. The record is from RefSeq and is a predicted model, not a curated record.